GUGUUGCCAACGACGCAAACUCCGAUUAUCGCGCGCCCGCGAAACGCACCCCUCACCCCCUCACCUUAUUCAACGCCGGGUCUACGUCAAUCGGGACGUCUCUUCUCUUCUCCUACCGCGAAACACAAGACACCUUACCCGAACCGAACGAUGACGGCGAUACGUCCGACUGCGGCCAUCCGUGCCGCCCGCGCCAUCAAGACUACCGCUCCCUCUGCGAGGUCCUUCUCCGUGACGACCCGCCGCGCUGGUGGUGGCUCCGACUUCGAUCCCCCUACCGGCUGGCUUUGGGGCGUCAAGCCCGGCGAGAAGUACGAGAAGGAAGGUUGGGAAACGCCCUUCUACACCCUCUUCUGCGGAGGCAUCAUCGCCACCGGCGUUGUCCUUGCCUUCAAGCCUGACACUUCACUUGACACUUGGGCCCUUGAGGAGGCCAGGCGGAGAUUAGAAAAGGAGGGUAUCCUGCCGGAUCCCGAGAAGUGAAUAAGGAGAACUGCAACCUACUACGAAAUUGUGCGACAACCCCGAAUCACUUUUUAUGCGAAGCCUGGUUUGAGAUUAUAGAAAGGGGAUGGGGUAACGGAACACACAAAGACACCGAGCCGCGAGGAUGGACAUUUCUGAUACGGUGAAAGAGGGGAAGAGCGAGAGGAGAAAGACAGGAGGAAAGGGAGCUCGCCCUCGAUAUCCGGCGGCGAUGUCUUUUUUUCCCGAAAAGUGUACAUGACCCUGCCUUUGAACUAGUUUUCUUUUUUCCCGCACACUUUUCUUGCACUACGAAGACUCAUCUGAUCUUCACGAGUCUCUUUGGAUGAUUGAUUAGAUUUGUAUU
Colletotrichum navitas is the source of this 832-nucleotide messenger RNA. RefSeq names its product NADH:ubiquinone oxidoreductase 11.6kD subunit. The transcript is spliced from 2 exons. The coding region runs from base 151 to 483 and encodes 110 amino acids. The record is from RefSeq and is a predicted model, not a curated record. Lineage: Eukaryota; Fungi; Ascomycota; Sordariomycetes; Glomerellales; Glomerellaceae.